Cyclospora cayetanensis is the source of this 813-nucleotide messenger RNA. RefSeq names its product coatomer subunit epsilon-2. Gene Ontology annotation, molecular function: structural molecule activity; protein binding. Bases 1 to 813 code for a protein of 270 amino acids. The transcript has 7 exons. The record is from RefSeq and is a predicted model, not a curated record. Gene Ontology annotation, cellular component: COPI vesicle coat. Gene Ontology annotation, biological process: endoplasmic reticulum to Golgi vesicle-mediated transport; retrograde vesicle-mediated transport, Golgi to endoplasmic reticulum; intra-Golgi vesicle-mediated transport. Lineage: Eukaryota; Apicomplexa; Conoidasida; Eucoccidiorida; Eimeriidae.
AUGCUGCAGGCGCUGCAGCUGUAUGCAGCAGGGUACUACAAAGCUGCCGGAGCCGAAGCAUCGGCGAUACGAGCAACCGACAGCUAUACAGAGCAGCAGCGAGAGUUCUUGGUGGCAGCCUGCGAGCAACAAAAACAACUGCUAUUGCAGUCGCCGCAUGUGCUGCAAAAGCAGCACCCACAACAACUACAGCAAAUGCUCCAUUGCAGCAACCCUGCCAUACAGGCCCUUGCACUCUUUCUGUUGUCGACAAGAUAUUGUCAAACAGAGCAGCAUCCAGAGCGACAACAGAUGCAGAAGCAGCUACAGGAGCUAGGGAGAACCUGCGCAGCCGCUGCAUUCCUGGCAGCGGCAUCUGCAGCCGAAACAAACCCUGUGGGAGCACUGCAACUGUGUAACAACUGUACGACUCCCGAAAUGCGAGCGCUGCGGCUGCAGUUGCUGCUGCGGAUACACCGGGAGGACAGGGCUAAGAUGCAGCUAGAAAGCGAUAUUGCGAGCGGCGCCUACGAGACGGCGGAGCAGUCGAUUUCGCGCGCCCUUUAUCAUCUCUGGGAGGGAGAUGCAGUUUCGGCGGAGGCCUCCCUAACAGAUGCUGAAAUGGCUCUCUCUCUGAGGGCAGGCGACGUCUCAGCGCUCAUUGAAAACGGACGGGCUGCCUGUGCAAUGCAGCGGGGCGACUUUCAGACGGCUAGCGAACGCCUCAACAACCUUCUCACCGUGGCACCGUGGGAUGAGUCCGCUUUGUGCAAUGCGAUUUGCUGCUUUAGAAGACUCCACAAGAAUGCGCUUGCAGAUGAGCUCUCUGAGUAA